Limulus polyphemus (Atlantic horseshoe crab) is the source of this 879-nucleotide messenger RNA. RefSeq names its product glycine-rich cell wall structural protein 1-like. The record is from RefSeq and is a predicted model, not a curated record. Gene Ontology annotation, cellular component: extracellular matrix. NCBI's taxonomy places the organism in Eukaryota, Metazoa, Arthropoda, Merostomata, Xiphosura, Limulidae. The annotation marks the transcript as partial. The transcript has 2 exons.
UGUCCACCUGCUCCGGCCACUUUGGUGGUGGAGGAUUUGGGACAGGUGGACAAUUAGGUGGUGGGGGAUUUGGGACAGGUGGGAAAUUUGGUGGUGGAGGGUUUGGGACAGAUGGCCACUUUGGUGAUGGAGGAGUAGGAGCAGGUGGUAAGUUUGGUGGUGGGGGAGCAGUAAGUCACUUUGGCACUGGAGGGUUAGCAGCAGGUGGGCAGUUUGGUUCUGGAGGAGUAGGAACAGGUGGACACUUUGGUGCUGGCGGGUUAGCAGCAGGUGGACACUUUGGUGCUGGAGGGUUAGCAGCAGGUGGGCAGUUCGGUGCUGGAGGAGUAGCAACAAGCGGACUCUUUGGGGCCGGAGGUGGAAUAGCAGAUGGAUUCAUUAGUGGUGGACGAGGAGGAGGAGGCUACGGCCAACAACCAGUGUACCCUUCAAUCCCAACACCCCAUUCAUUUAGCUACGUUGCACCCGCUGACGGCGGUUUUAGCGCACGACAGGAGGUUGGAGAUGGAUAUGGGAACGUAAGAGGAACUUACAAGCUUUCUGACCCAGAUGGACGAUUUAGGAAAGUCCAAUACACUGCUGGUCCUGAAGGAUUCCGAGCUCAAGUCUACACCAACGAACCUGGUACCAAGAGUGAAAGUCCUGCUGACGUCAAUUUCCAAUCCUCUGCUCCUGUUCCACCUCCUUAUUACCCACCAAGGCAACGACCUGGACACGGAACCCCUGGUGGUGGAGGUGGUUAUCCAAAACACCCUCUUCCAGCUAGCAGACCUUGGCAAUAACUUGGCCAAUUCUAUAAUAUAACUUUAUGGAAAUGUUUCUGUUUAUCUCGGUGCUUAGUUAAAUAAUAAAGGUUGUCGUAUUUCAAUAACAUUUUAC